UUCAGAAGAUUAAAUCAGACAAAAGCGAUGUUCUCGCUUGAGUAAUUACAAGAAUGGCCGUCUUAUUGAUUCUAAUACUGUUCUUCAAUACAUAUUCAUGCGAAAACAAUGUCGAAGAAUUAUUUAAAGAAAUCAAUGAAGCAACCGUCAAAUUCAAUGCUAUUGGUGCUGAUAUUGCUUGGCAAUCGGCACUUAACCCUGGCAAUCCAGCAUUGUCAAGCAAAGCAGCUGUCUACCAAGAAAGGCUGCUCUCCUGGCAACACAGAGCAUGUAAAGAAUUAGAGAAUUUUCACGAAAGUCAUGCCUUGAAUUUAACUCAAGAAAGGCAGGCAUACCUUUUAUGUAGAGGACCGAAAUUUAUUUACAAGGAAGCUAGAGAAAUAAGUAAAAUAUACGAAAAAUUACAAUCUAUUUAUUCUAAUGUAGAAGUGUGUUUACUGCAUAGUAUAGGAAACAAUAACACAAAUGUUACAAUUUUCGAAAAUGCCAUCAGUAAAUAUAUUUUAUAUAUAAAAUAUUUGAAAUUGGAUGACAAAGCAGUUCCUUUUGCCGCUAAAAUAGCUGCGAGUGAUUUAAAAAAAGAUGGAAUAUGUUUAAAAGGAGAAGAAGAUUUCGAGAAAGUUAUGGAACAUUCUAGAGAACCAGAAAUAUUAGAAUGGGCGUGGUUAGCUUGGAGGGAAAAGAUGAAAUUAAUGAAGGAGCCCUAUGAGAAAUUGAUUUAUGUAGAAAAUAAAGCUGCAAGGAGAAAUGGUUAUACUGAUAUUGGAGCGUCAUGGCGAGAUGAAUUGGAGAUACCCAACUUACGAGAGAUUAGUUACAAGUUGUACAAAAACAUUAAGCCACUGUACGCUCUACUUCAUGGCGUUGUGAGAUUUUAUCUGAGACGGGAGUAUGGGGAUAUUGUACCAGAAAAAGGACCGAUUCCCGCGCAUUUACUAGGGAAUUUAUGGUCGCAAAAUUGGGAACCGAUCUUGGAUAUGAUUCUACCGAACGAUAUCAAUUUAGAUGAGAGGAUGAAAAGUUUAAACUGGACUGUGAAGGACAUGGUUAAACGCGCUGAAGACUUUUAUAUAUCGAUAGGCCUUCCUCCAAUGACUGAUACAUUUUGGCAGAAGUCUGUAUUUUCGAGAGACAAUCACAGCUUGGCGCGGUGUCACGGCACUGCGGCAGACAUGUUUAAAAAUGACGACUUUAGGCUUCUUUACUGUUCUCGUGUAUCGUUUGAAGAUUUCUACGUUAUACAUCACGAAAUGGGUCACAUACAGUACUACAUGGCAUAUAAAAAUCAGCCCGGACUAUUUAGGCAAGCGAAUUCAGCGCUACACGAAACGAUCGGUGAUACAUUAAUGUACGCUGUUAUGACACCCCAACACUUACACAGAAUUCGUCUCUUAAACGAUUCCGAACUUUAUAACAUAAGAGACCCGUACGCAGACGAAAAUUACUUAACGAAGGGAAAAUUAGCUUCACAUAGAAAAAUGAUAGAUGAGUUCGACUAUGAAGAUGGACAAGAAACUGCAAUCAAUUCGAAGAAGAAUAUAAUUUACUCUCAUAUAAAACAUAAACAAAACGACGAAUCUCAUCAAGUAACUACGGACGAUAUCCUCGUUCUGAAACAAGCUUUAAAUAAAUUACCACAAAUACCAUUUUCGCUUCUCAUGGACGAGUACAGAUGGAAAUAUUUUGAAGGCAGUAUUGACAAGGAUUCUUUGAAUGAUGAAUUCUGGGCAUUGGCUCAAGAUAUACAAGGUAUAGCACCAAGUGGGGUUAGGAAUGAGGAGUAUUUCGAUAUUGGAGCUAAAUUUCACGUACCAGACAAUACACCAUAUAUACGGUAUUUCCUAAGCAGUUUCCUGCAACAUCAACUCUUCGAAGCUCUUUGUAAAGCGGCCGUGUUUGGUCAUCGCAAUGUUAAAGAGCCUUUACCCCCCACAAUAUAUCUUAAUAGAUGUGAUAUAUACGGAUCUAAAGCUGCUGGAAGGAUAUUGAAAGACUUGAUGUCACGUGGUCACUCGCAGCAUUGGCGCCAAAUAUUACGAGAAACGAUCGGAGAAGUUGACAUUUCUGCAAACGCAUUGAAACGUCACUACCGCCCCUUGUACGUAAUAUUGAUGCGAUUGGUUGAAAAAUACAGGAUUCCUAUUGGCUGGUAACGAAAAUUUAUCGAAGUGAAUCUAUUUAAUUGUAUUCAAUUAUUAAAUAAGGCUGAAACUUUGA
Vanessa tameamea is the source of this 2217-nucleotide messenger RNA. Its product is annotated as angiotensin-converting enzyme-like. Gene Ontology annotation, molecular function: metallopeptidase activity; peptidyl-dipeptidase activity. NCBI's taxonomy places the organism in Eukaryota, Metazoa, Arthropoda, Insecta, Lepidoptera, Nymphalidae. The coding region runs from base 54 to 2153 and encodes 699 amino acids. The record is from RefSeq and is a predicted model, not a curated record. Gene Ontology annotation, biological process: proteolysis. Gene Ontology annotation, cellular component: plasma membrane. The transcript has 9 exons.